This is a messenger RNA of Prorocentrum cordatum, 693 nucleotides long. The record is from the annotation of a GenBank genome assembly. NCBI's taxonomy places the organism in Eukaryota, Dinophyceae, Prorocentrales, Prorocentraceae.
UUUUACGGGCGCAGCCCGUAAUUUGAUUCUCGCGAGGUAGACACUGACAGACUGAACUGAACCACCAGGCCGUUAGAUGGCACGGGUGAGUAUAUCUCGGGUGAGGAUAUUUCGGUGGCAGUUUUAAGCCAGCGGGUGAGGAUAUUUCGGGUGGCAGUUUUAAGCCACGAUGCACAAGUCCCAGGGCAUGACAAUUCCUUGUGUUGCUGCAAACUUGGGCGACACGGAAAUGCAUCUGGGCGGUACGUUUACCGUCUUGUCUCGGGUGCCUGCCUUGACUGGUCUUGCUUUGGAACGUGGCUUGAAUUUCGACCGGUUGGCCAAGAUCAACCAGAGCCGGUCUUUGUUGGCACGGAAAGAAUACGAAGCUGCGAAAUGGCCACCGCUCGAAGCCAAUGCGCUUCGACAUUUUCAGUCGGUCCUUGCAGAGCUGUUGCUGAAACGGGGGUCUCCCGAAGCAGCUGUGCUGGACACGAUCGGCGGCUUGGCCGAAACAGCAGCUGAGCAAUUGUCACUGCCUGACUUCACUGCGGAACUGUGAGCACUUUCUAGGGUGGAAACGCUGCGCAAUCAUCGUGGCGGCGACGGCCGGUGCCAUUUCUACCAUAAUUUCUACCGGGAGAGUGCGGAAGGGCUCUCGCACGGGGGCGGCUUGUGCAGUUUGAGCAGAGAUGGCACCCACGACGAAGAGGA